UGCAUUUAGAAAAUUAAGUUAGUUAUACUUAAAACUUAAGAAUUCAUUGAAUCAAUGUAAAGAGAAAAGGAAACGGAUAUCAAAAAUGGCAGGAAAUUUCAGUAAGCAAUCUCUUAAAAUCUUCACUAUGUUAUUUCUCGUUUGGAUUCCUCUAACCUACGCUUUCCCCUCACCCUCCUCCGAUGACAAUAUGGUGCACAAUAAUAACUACGAUAUGAUUAUGGCCGACGACCAUGAACCAGCCGAGUCUAUGCAUUUUCAAAAUUUCGACGGUUUCUUUAAUACCGAGGUAGAGGGCACUGAUGCCUUGUCUGAAAUGCAAAUGGAUGAAAGUCGUACUGCGUCUAAGAUUCGUGCACCGCAACCCUUGAAUGCCAAAGAGAAAGUUUUACGGGAACAUCUGGAAGAGUUUGAUGUACAGCGUGAAAAACGUAUACAAAGAUCAUUGACUAAAGGAUCGACCCGGCCACGUUCAAAUGUUAACGACUGGGAACAAUUCGAUUAUGAAAUGUUGGUGAAACAUCAUUAAAAAGAAGGAAUAUGAAAGAACAUUAUGUUCUAUGAGUUUUGUUAAAAUAAAUUGAGGGUUUGUUUUUGUUUUUUUAUUUUGUUUAUUUAUUAUUAAAUUAUUAAAUAAAGUUAAGUUUAUUAUUGUGUAAGUUGCAA
This is a messenger RNA of Calliphora vicina (urban bluebottle blowfly), 666 nucleotides long. RefSeq lists its product as uncharacterized. Bases 86 to 529 code for a protein of 147 amino acids. NCBI's taxonomy places the organism in Eukaryota, Metazoa, Arthropoda, Insecta, Diptera, Calliphoridae. The record is from RefSeq and is a predicted model, not a curated record. The transcript has 2 exons.